Messenger RNA from Polychytrium aggregatum, 975 nucleotides. RefSeq lists its product as uncharacterized. The record is from RefSeq and is a predicted model, not a curated record. The transcript is spliced from 2 exons. NCBI's taxonomy places the organism in Eukaryota, Fungi, Chytridiomycota, Chytridiomycetes, Polychytriales. The coding region runs from base 186 to 827 and encodes 213 amino acids.
UGGACCAGUCCGGCUUCAUCGCAGCGUCGCAUUCGAUCGAUCGAUUUGGGGACCCUCCUAUCGUGCAACUCGCCGCCGCAGUCUGUUGAUCACUAUCCGUUCUCGCUCGCACUUGCCUGCUGCAUAUCGACCUCGCUCGUCUCUCUCCGAUCAAAGCACGCCUUGCACUUGACAGCCCCGCCAACAUGCGAUCCGUCCUGCUUGCCUUCUUCAUCGCCGCCUUCUCCACGGCCGUUUACGCUCUGCCCACCGGCGCCCCUCGCUGUGGAAUCAAUGCCACUGCCAUCGCCAACGGCCAUAACUUCCAGCCGCAAGACUUUGGCUUCCGGCUAAAUGUCUCUCCCCAGAACGCCGGCGACAUGAGCAUCACCAUCACCAUCAGCAACGUCCAGAACAGCAGCAUGAACUUCCAGGGCAUCCUGCUGUACGUCGCCGGCGCCAACCUGACCCACCACCUCGGCCACUUUACCCAGUUUGAUCAGACCAACUUCCACGCCCAGACCGAGAUCUGCAAGAACCUGGGCUUUGUUGGCGACGAUGCCUCGACCCUGACCCACUCCAACCCGCAGCCCAAGAUCCUCGGCUCGACCCAGUUUGUGUGGACGCCGCUGCCCACGGAUUCUUCCGAGCCCGGACCGUACAUGGUCUAUGCUGCCGUCGCCGGCACCGGUAACACCCCGGCCCAAACCCCGAUCCCCUGGCAGGUUGUCGACCCCGUUGCUGUGAACUUUGUCGCCUCGGCCAACAUGCUCUCCAACUCCAACAACAACAACAUGUCCGGAGGCAACAAGCGCUACCGCUGCAAACCCAAGUCCUCGUCUUACUGAGUUCUCGGUGCUGCCGAUGACAUUCUUGCACUCUGCCUUUCUUUCACUUCUCGGGGUCUGAGACCACCGCCACCGUCAUUCUCUUUCCUUCCUUUCCACUCCAUUUUGGCAAGCCAAACUGUAAUAAACACCUUUUUUGCUGCUGUCG